GGGGCGGGAGGCGGAGCCACCUCUCUCUCUCUCUGCCUCUCUUUCUCUCAGGCAGGGGCGGGCCCGCUCAGGGUAUAAAAGCUGCCCGCGCGGGAGCCCAAGCCAACUCUGGGGUUGUCCUGGGACGUGUCCUGUCCUGAGUCUCACGACCAGGCGAAGGCGACCGCGACAUCUCUUGUGACUAAAAGACUCAACGUCCGGUGCUCCACCCAAAGCAUCUAAGGGGAUCGCCACUCGCGCCUCCAUCAUGCCCAACUUCUCCGGCAACUGGAAGAUCAUCCGAUCGGAAAACUUCGAGGAUUUGCUCAAAGUGCUGGGGGUGAAUGUGAUGCUGAGGAAGAUUGCCGUGGCUGCAGCAUCCAAGCCGGCCGUGGAGAUCAAACAGGAGGGAGAUACUUUCUACAUCAAAACCUCCACCACGGUGCGCACCACGGAGAUUAACUUCAAGAUCGGGGAAGAGUUUGAGGAGCAGACUGUGGACGGGAGGCCCUGUAAGAGCCUGGUGAACUGGGAGAGCGAGAACAAAAUGGUCUGCGAGCAGAGGCUUCUGAAGGGAGAGGGCCCCAAGACCUCCUGGACCAGGGAGCUGACCACUGACGGGGAGCUGGUCCUGACCAUGACGGCGGAUGAUAUUGUGUGCACCAGGGUCUAUGUCCGAGAGUGAGCAGCUGUGGGUCCAAGAGCUGCCAGAGCCCCCAGCCCACCCUUCCACGCUCCCUGCCUCACUGCCCCUCCCUCCUUCCUUCUAGGCUAGCUCUCCCCUCACUCCCCUCCCCACCCCUCACUUCUGGGGAUGCUGGGAUGCCUCCAGCUGGGCUCAGGGUUGGAUGGCAAGAGCCCAGAUCACCCUUUCCAGAACACUCCCCCUCCCAAGCCAGCAGUCCCGAACCAGCCCAGAGCACAGCCUCUCUUUCUGGGAGGGGACCUGAGGGCCCCAGUGGGAAAGACGGCCCUCUGGCUUCCGCUUUUUGUCCCUGUAGCCGACACAGUGUAGAAUAUUUAUUGGUUAAUUUUAUUAAAAUGUUUAAAAAAAUACAA
Mirounga angustirostris (Northern elephant seal) is the source of this 1038-nucleotide messenger RNA. It is a transcript of the gene CRABP2, whose product is annotated as cellular retinoic acid binding protein 2. The transcript has 4 exons. Gene Ontology annotation, molecular function: fatty acid binding; retinoic acid binding. Lineage: Eukaryota; Metazoa; Chordata; Mammalia; Carnivora; Phocidae. Bases 248 to 664 code for a protein of 138 amino acids. The record is from RefSeq and is a predicted model, not a curated record. Gene Ontology annotation, cellular component: cytosol; nucleus. Gene Ontology annotation, biological process: fatty acid transport.